AUGAGCUACGUAGCGCUGCGCGUCGGGUCAUGCGUCACACUGACUCACACACACCACUACCAGGGCUACCCGAACCCGUCUACCAUUUCCAACGCACCAGACGAGUCCCCCGCUCAGCUCUACACCGAGAAAACAUGGCUGGCUGGUAGCAUCUUGACCGGUGUCGGCUAUGGUGUUGUCCUCGCUCUUUUCUGGCUCUGUCUGCGCUCAUUAUGGCACCGUACUCGAGUAAAAGAUGCAGAUUACACUAGGAAUUGCUUUUUUCUCGGCUAUGUCUGUGUCAUGUUCCCCCCAGGAUCGCUUUUCAUGGACUCCAACCCCCAAUUCACUCAGCUCGCCUUCAUCAACGAUCGAAAUUAUCCUGGUGGUCCCAGUACAUGGGAGGUCGAGAUGUUUUCCAUCAGUUUGGAUGAGAUUUCCAAUGUCUCUUUUGUUCUGGCAGAUUGGUGUUCUACAGCCCUCAUGGCCUGGCGCUGUGCGAUCAUAUACCGUAACUGUGGAACUUUCCUCGGCAUCCUCUUUCUCUACCAGAUCUCAUCCCCAUUAUCAUCCCCAUACUACGCCACUGGCACAACCAUGAAUUUCACUUUCCCAUACUUCUUCUUCGAACUCACUGUCAAUAGGGCAUCGCUGCUCAUCGAUGAGCAUCCCGCGCCAAGGGCACGGCGCUUGUUGAGAGGCUCCUCAACUCGACUUCUUCCAGCGAUGGUUCCGACGACAAUUCAGAAUCCGAAGACGACUUCUAUCUAUUCCAUAUCUCAGCCAGUCACAGGGGCCAGUCGCGACGGAAUAAUAGAUGCUAUGACGGACGGUGUAAUGUAGGCUAAUAUUAUGCUUUUUCCAUGUGCUCCUUAUCCGAAUACCCUUUGACAUGAUGUCGGUU
Messenger RNA from Suillus clintonianus, 883 nucleotides. RefSeq lists its product as uncharacterized. The transcript has 4 exons. The record is from RefSeq and is a predicted model, not a curated record. The coding region runs from base 1 to 822 and encodes 273 amino acids. Lineage: Eukaryota; Fungi; Basidiomycota; Agaricomycetes; Boletales; Suillaceae.